UUGAAUUUGAAUAGACUUUCGGAGGCAACGUCUCCGGUGUACAGCGACACAAAGUCCCAUGCUUUGAAAAACAGAAAUAUGGCGGGAUUCAAGGAUUAUUCUGCAACUCCGGGAAGGGAGCUCGUGUCGGGUUUGUUUUAAAGCUUUGUAAUUUCUUUGUUUGUUUGGCGUGAACAGUUUUCGGUCCCGCUGGAGUUAUUGGUAUGAAAUAAAUAUGCCCUUUCAUCAGAGGACUAUCGAGCCCCGCCGUGUGAGUAGGUUAUCGGCGAAGGAUGGCUGGAAGCCGAGGGAAGAAGCCGGCAAGCGCAAACUGCGAAAGCCUGUUUUAUUCUCAUCACUGGAUGAGGUUAGCUGUCACACGCUCACCAACGUAAUACAUCAACUUUCCGACCUUUCUCGACGUGCCAGCGACAUCUUCCUGGGCAUUGAGAUGGAGGCAGGGAUGGUGUUCAGGAGAUCCUGCAGGAUUGAGGAGCGCCUGCAGAUUCUGCAGGAUGAAGUCCGCAAGUUUGAUCCCAAGAAAAUCAAAAUCCCGGUGUCUAACCUGGAUGAGGAGAGCAAGUGGACGGUUCACUACACAGCUCCAUGGCACCAGCAGGAGAACGUCUUCCUGCCAGGAAGCAGGCCACCCUGCGUUGAAGACCUCCACCGCCAGGCCAAAGUCAACCUCAAAACUGCCCUGCGAGAAUGUGACAAGUUGAGGAAAGAUGGUUUCCGGAGCUCGCAGUACUACUCUCAGGGUCCCACCUUCUCUGACCCCAUUCAGUCCACCAGCAGCCUGCAGGAUGAUGGGGAUGAUGAAAAUGACAAGAAGUCCACUGCUUCAUCGCUGGAGGACGACAAAUCUCAGCUCUCCAUGAGGUCCCAGACGCCUCAGGCUGGGGGCGAAGGAGGGGAGGGGUCCGACAUUGACAGACAGGUGGUAUGGAACAAGGCCGCCCCCCUCCCCACCCCGGAGGAGAAGAUGAGGCAGGCAGCUCAGGCCGUGCCCACAGACAUAGUUGCCAUCAAUGUCACAGGGGCAGUGUUUGACCGACAGGCGAGCAUCCGGCGCUCCCUCAUUAACACUGACACCGUGUCCCGUCGGCCCAAGAAGGUCAAACGCAGAAAGACUAUAUCAGGGCUGCCUGACAACCUCAACCUGGAGCUAGCAGCAAAAGGACACGGCGGAGAUCUCCGGCCACAUUCUAUGUUCCUCCCUGGACAGUACUCCACAUUGGGCCGAGCUGGGAGUGUCAGCUCCACUCUCCGACGUUCAGUGACCAGAGACUCGAGCUGCCAGACAGAAGAAGUAAAGAUUGUGCCCCCGUCCAUGAGAAGAAUUCGAGCACAGAGAGGACAGGGAAUCGCUGCUCAAAUGGCUGGCAUAUCCGCUUCCUCUUCAACAGGAAGUAUAUCCAUCUCCAGCAGUGACAGCUCUGGAAUACUGAUGCUGCCGCAGCAUUUUAAUGGAGACCCUUCGCGUUUUCACAGUCUGCCCCGACAGGGCGCAAGAGUGUCGCUCAGUGCCGAUCCCAUCUAUAGCAGCACACCCAUCAAGUCGGAGGAACAGCUGCACAGACAAAUUGGAAAGCUUCAGGUUGAUGACACUGCAGUACACAUGCGAAAUGCCCCAAGGACAGGAACUUUGCCCAGGCCCAAGUCCCAGGAGGUGAAGGGUACACAAUCCAGUGAGUGGGGUGGGGGUCCAGCAUGUGCGGUCUCCCCUCAUGCUGCCUAUUCCACCUCAUUCAUCCCCAAUGCCACCAUGUCUAGUUCCUCUGAGGUUAUUACCCUCAACACCUUGAGUCAGCUCACCCAGUCCCCAGUCUCAGCUUACCCCACAGCUCGACCACUCAGUCGGGCUUCCUCUACCAACACUGAGCCUCUGACCUCUAGUCCAGCAGCCUUCACCCACAGCACCACCUGCCCUGCCUUGGCCACUUCUACUCCUGUUCACACACCACAGGAUAGUGGUCUGAAAGUCACAGCACCUGCUAGUGAGUCAGGUCACUCAGACAGUAGUGUCCACAGCCACAGCACCUUGGCCCCGACUCCACCAUCUUGUCUGCCAGAGGAACAGUGGAUCUACGACACACCAGAAAAUGUGGUGGCUCCACACCGCACUCUGACCUCCAGCUGCUCCACUCCUAUCAACCAGCUCUAUGGCAGCCUGGAGCAAUCCUCUAGGACCACUACAGAUUCCAGCUCUGUUUACUCCCAGGACAAUGACGGAUACUACACCUCUAUGCACUUGGACUCGGGCCUGCGCUCUCGCAGUCACGGUAGCGGCCAUGGGGUAGCAGCUGGACGGGCCACCAGGCACAGCAUGUAUGAGUGCCGCGAGAUGGCUAAUCAGGAGGACUCUGGAAGCCUGUACAGUGACCACUCUCUAUCCCGCAGCAUAUCUUUACGCAAAGCCAAGAAGCCUCCGCUGCCACCAGCUCGUACAGAUUCUCUCAGACGCAAGCCUGCUGCAAAAAUGCCCCCCGGAGGUGUUAGCGCCAUCAACGGUGCCAACGGGGAAAGUGGCGCAACACUUAAUGAAACUCUAAUUGCAAGUUUGCAGCAGAGCCUGCAAAUGGGGCUGAGAGGGGGGAAGGGAAAGGGUGCGUCACCAUCAUCAACUUCUCACAGCCCAAGUAGUGAUUAUGAUGACCCUUGGGUGCUCAGGCCACGCAGUCAGAGUAGCAUCAGUGCAGGUAGCUCCGCAGCAUCACUAGCAGCUAACGCAAAUGGUGGCGGUGUGUCUAAUGUGUACUCACUAUGUCAUGUGACACCUGCCCACAGUGACACCAGCAGUUUGCGUUCUGACUACGCUGACUCCUGGGGCUACUACAUGGACUACCCUCGUAACAAUGGAGACCAGGGGGUGCAGACCCCUCCGGCCCACACCACAGAUAACAUGCCAGCUGGUGUUCACCCAGGAGUCUUACAGAAUGGAGGAAAGAUUCACAACAGUCAGACCCCCGGAGCUCCGGGUCAGGAGGGAGAGGUGUCAGUGAAGCCCAAAACAUCCACCUCCUCACCAGACCGGGUGCAUAGACUGACCUCCCCAUCUAGUGGUUACUCCAGCCAGUCCAACACUCCCACAGCUGGAACCCCAGUGCCCGUGUUCGCAAGGUCCAUGUCUCCCUCAAGCGGCCGGCCUAAGCCCAGAGUCCCCGAGAGGAAGUCAUCUCUCCUCUCUUCCGUUUCCAUCUCCUCCUCUUCUACCUCCCUUUCCUCCAACACUUCAGACUCACUUAAGAGCAAUGGUCCUCCUCCUCCACCACCCCCACCUCUUCUGCUCUCCUCCUCAGUUCCCAACACCCCUCUCAGCCCACCUCCACCCUUCCCUCCCCCUCUACCACCAAGCUCAAGCACAACUUCCCUGACUCCGCCGCCAGCUCCCCCAUUACCAACCACUCCUCAGGGAGCUUCUCUGAGCCUGAACUCUCCUUGCUCCACUUCCCCAGAAUUCCCUCCUCCUCCAUCCCCUGAGUUGCUGAUUCACCCGAGUUCAUCUCCCAAUGGGAGCUUCAGUCCUCCUCCUCCUCCUCCACCCCCACCCCCUCCUCCAUUGCCAGCUUUUGUUACAGCUUCCUCCUCCCCAUCUUUUAAGAAGGCAUUAAAGGAUGCUCCUAAAGCAGCUCCUUCCAACAGUCCCACAAAUUCACCUAAGCCCCUGAUCACACCAUUUGCACUGCAGAGUGUUCAGCUUCGUUCAGUCAAGCGGUCAGAGAAGGAGAUCAAUGGCAAAUCAGAUGACAACAAAGCUGAGAAAAGAGGGAUGGACUUUCUUCAGGGGCUAAAGCCUCUGAGCCUGGAUAGCUCUUACUCUCAAGAGCAUCCCACUGUGUUACCCCUGUUGAACAGCUCUCUGGAAGAUGAUUCCCAUUAUUCCUCACCAUCGCCUGUUUCAAAGCUCUUGGAAGAGUUGUCACUGGAUGGCAGCAUCACAGAUGACUCACCAGACAGUGCUGUCAUAAAUGGAGAAGCUGAAGACAAGAGUUACACACUUUUCAAUGGGAAAGAAAAAGAGGAAGCACUUGCAUUGCCCAGUCCCGCACAGAGCCACGAAAGCUCUCCCGUCAAGCAGAAGGCCCCACCCCCAGCAGUCUCAAAGAAACCCAAAUUGCCCCUUGUCCCAUCAGUUAGCCCCCAAACAAUAAAUAGCCAGGUUCCAUCUCAACAGGAAGAGACUAACCUCCCCCAAACAGAAGACCAAGUAGAUGCUCUGCCAAGACAAACAGAAGAAGAGGUGAAAGAGAGGGAAAGUGAGCAUCAGGAGGAGAAAGAUGACACUAUAGAGAGCUCUGAGCAGUUAGCAGAGAGCAGUGGAGAAUCCACUGAAACCCGAGACAAGUCCUAUAUCUCUACAUCUGCUGGCAAGGAGACAUAUAGUGACCCUGGGCUUUGUACCAAUGGAGAGGCUCAUGAAGAAGACGAAGAAGAGUGUGAUGGGGCAAGCAGCACCACAGGGUCCAUCAGCUCCAAGGACGACGAUGCAGGUGACGUUUUUGACUCCAGUACGGCUGAGUCGUCUCCAGCCCCGUCAGCCAACGGGGCAUCCGAGGAGAACAUGGUAACCCCGACUCCCACACGACCCCGAACCACCGAGGACCUCUUCGCCGCCAUUCACAGGUCAAAGCGCAAGGUCCUGGGUCGCAGGGAGUCUGAGGAGGACAAGUCCCGGGGUGGGAGCCAGCCGCAGUCUCCGCCUGCCACCCCGACGAGCCUGUCUCCGGGGAUGGUGUCGUCAUUGCCCCGUCAGAUGGGCUCCAUCCAGCGCAACCUCCGCAAGUCUUCCACCAGCAGCGACACCUUCAAGGCCCUACUCUUGAAAAAGGGAAGCCGCUCUGAGACGAGUUUCAGGAUGUCUGCUGCUGAGAUGCUUCGUUCCACUGACCCACGAUCCCAGAGAACACGGUCCGAGUCAGCGUUGGACUCCCCUACUGCUUCGCCCUCCUCACCGAUGGCCCCACACAGCCCAGCCAGUUCCCCGGGUCGGGGUAAGAGGGCAGCAGAUGAGUGGGCCCGUUACGAGGCCUUGGCCUUGUCCUCACCAACUUCGUCGCCCUUUUCAAUGGGCGGGUUUAAGUAUGGGCGCUCUCGAACGCCGCCCUCUGCCGCCAGCAGCAAGUACAACGCUCGCAGCCGCAUCCUCAGCAGCCCAAUGACGGUAAUCUGUGAACGGGAAGGGGAACUGGCUGAGAGCGAAUAUGGAGACACCGUGGAAAGUCUGUCUCAGCCAGCACUUCAGGCUCUCCCUGUGCUCAAAGACUCCAAUGGCACUUUAUCUGAAGAAAGCAGAAGUUAGAAGAGCAGGAGCCACCCCUUAGGUUUGGGGAGCUGAAUUUAUUCAUUGUAACCAGGCAGGGAGCUGGAAGAGGAGCCCGACACAAGGCCCUAUAGAGACACCUUCCUGAGCUCCACCUCCCCCUCUGCCUCUGAGGGAGUGGAAAUGUCUGGUCCUGAUGCUGAGCCGGCUGUUGCUCCAUCACGAACCGGACAGAACGUAGUCUGAAGUGGAGAACUGGACUUGCUCCGGCUUUUUAUAACUGCCACGAUUCUCAUUCUCUCCUUUCGUUUGGUGAUUCACCCUUUUUGUUAAAAGAAUGAUGUUUCUUUUAGACCUGGUGUUCCUAGUUUGUUUGACAUUUGUUUUUCUGUUUUCUUUCUAACUUCAUCCUGCAGGAGUCCUUGUAGUUUCACUGAAGGACUAAAAGUUGAGAUGGCAAACUUAAGUGAAUUGAAGGAUUGGAAAAGUCACUAACUGUUCGCUUAACUUUGCUGCUGUGGUGCUACGUAGCUAGGAGAGAGUGGAAUGUAAAGGUGUGCAGGACGCUCGCCUUGUAAAUCUUUUCAGUUUUUGCUUUUCCCUUAUCGGCAGUGGGAAGUGUUUGAGAGCACCAUGGCUUGCAAGUGUUGGCUUUAAAACAGCCAAUUUAACACGUGGAACGAGCGAGAGGAUGUGGUACAACAGACGGCUCCACGGUACAACUUCAGCUACGGUUAUCAUCAGGUUUUUUUCCGCUCUUUGGUCGGUGGUUUUAGUUUGCAGAGCUGGUGUGUUCAGGGGUCCAUAGGAAGUGCAGAGGGCUCAGUGCUGCCACCUAGUGAUGGGAACAGUGUGGAAAAAUAGUUGUGGGAGGGAUACAAAAAGUUCAACCAAAACACCAAAUUGAAUCUAUGAAAAGGCUAAUAAAAGCAGAAUUUUAGGUUGUAGAAUUUGCACUGUGCACAGGUCUUUUUUUUUUUUUCUUUUUUUUUGCGUGUGACUUUAAAAAAAUUGUUUUAAUAAACCAGUAAUAUCAUGUCAUGUCAUGUCAUGUCAUGUGUUUGGGAGUAUGAAACUAUAAAUGUAAAACUAGGAAUAACACUAGAUUAAAAAGAUUAUUUUAUUAUCUUUUAGUGAUUGCGUGGGUUACCAAAGAGCAUGAAAAAUUGAACAGAGCUGGCUGUUAAUCUGGACGUGAGAGCAAUCUGAGAGUCUUGACGGCUUGUCUGGCACCCCGUGCAUAUGGCCCACCUAUUGUUAAGCUUGCUGAGAAGCUCUACUUUUAAGACCCUUUUAGGGCUUAAAUGAUUUCUAUAAUGCUGUUGACCUUUCUGUUUCUCCUUAUGCAGUUUUAUAUGGUUCUGUAUGUAAAUACAUAGAGAAUUGAGUUUUAAGUCACAUUUGACCUAUUUUCAAAGACUUUGUACAUUUUUUUUAGAGCCCUCUGUUUGCUGAAAGGGAGUGGUUUCCUUUUUGUAGAUUAUUUAUUUUCACAUAGGAGGGCAUCGGUAUAGUAAACUGGUCAGAAUCAGCUGACAGGUGAUUGAGGCACAGGAAAGAGAGGUUAGGGGUUAAACAGAGAAAUCAAAGAGCCACAUUUAGCUGGAUGACCCCAGCGAGCUAUUAUUCUGUUAAAGAUACGUCAAAAAUGCAAUAAUGUCAAUUUUAACGCUUAAGCCUUCUACUGCCCUUAACUUUAAGUCAUGCAAAUCCCACACUAGUGCUCACAGCUGAAUAAAUGUGGUCUCUUUAGGUGACAGGCGUGAGACUUCAUAACCUCCUAACAGCCAUAACAGCCUGUGUGUUAAUCACCUGUGACCAAAAUGUGUCUCCCAGAGCUCGCCUAGCCAUGAUUGAGCACCCAUGAAAGGAAGCAUCUGUGCCAGAGAGCUUGUGAAAAAAAGAUGAGAGGACAGAAGAAGUAGUGGGAGUGGAGCUGAAGGCAGGCUGCUAACGCUCUCGUGUAUGUAUGUGUAAUAAAAAAACA
This is a messenger RNA of Archocentrus centrarchus (flier cichlid), 7229 nucleotides long. It is a transcript of the gene nhsl1b, whose product is annotated as NHS-like 1b. The transcript has 8 exons. Gene Ontology annotation, biological process: cell differentiation. The coding region runs from base 215 to 5281 and encodes 1688 amino acids. Lineage: Eukaryota; Metazoa; Chordata; Actinopteri; Cichliformes; Cichlidae. The record is from RefSeq and is a predicted model, not a curated record.